Molecule: messenger RNA, 312 nt
Organism: Emericellopsis atlantica
Lineage: Eukaryota; Fungi; Ascomycota; Sordariomycetes; Hypocreales; Bionectriaceae
Exons: 1
Coding region: 1-312 (103 amino acids)
Source: RefSeq, a predicted model, not a curated record
AUGGAUGAGUGGCAGUCCACGCUCCUCCUCUGGUUCCAUGUCCCAGUCUGGCUCGGGCUUCGCCAGGCUCGGGAGAUGGAGAUGGAAUAUGGAAUGCAACUGCAGAAAUUCAUGGUCUGUCAACAUGCACGUGGACAGUUCGUAGGUCUACAAGACACGGCGGCGAGUCCGCUGUCUGCGUCGUCAACCAUUGAGCUUCAGGCUAAUUGCAGCAAGAUAUUGACGAACCGCAUUGGAUUUGUCGCAUUUGUGCGCCCAAGGGCAUGGGCAGACACGCCUCAGCUGCUCGUCUCUUCGCCAGCAAACCUUUAG